GUUUAUUCCACUUCAAACCGAAAUCAUCAGGUUUGUUUAGCCGUAGCACGACUAGAUGAAAUUCGCUGGACAUUUCUGACUGCAAUCGUCAUUUCAACACGAAAUGUCGACUCCUCGCACGAAACGAAAUUGGUGGAGCCGACUCCAAGGCCAAUUUGAUGUUUCGGAUCGAAGAAUCUGCUGUGGACAUUUCUGACUGCAAUCGUCAUUUCAAAACGAAACGUCGACUUCUCGCCAGCCAAGAGACAAGCUGGCAACAGAUUGGAAUGCAAGAGGAUUUGAAAUCUGCUUUGUUUAUGAAAAAGGGAGCUAUAAGUAAAAGUAAUAUAUAUAUGAAUCUCAUGGAGAGUUUGAUCCUGGAUCCUACUGAUUCUGGACCGGUGGAGCCGAGUUCAAGGCCACCUUGAUUUCUCGGAACAUUUUGCUGUGCCACUAAAUUUCACGAGCCGUUCUCGUGGCUAAUCGAGAAUUUGUCACAAGUUCUCUCACUGAUAUGUGAGAUGAAUCCCAUGUAGUCGGCUGAUCAAACGGUUGAUAUCUAAGAAACGUAACAAUCUUUUCAUCCACUGUUGUCUACGUUAACUCUCUCCUUCCAUCCUUCUUUGUUUUCAUUGGGUCUCCCCGUGGAGGGAGGAUGGGCUGCGCCGGCCAAGGAGGUAGUGCAAUACCAAGGCGACACUGGCGAACCCGAAGCAGCAAGCUACUCCGUUGGGCUCGCACCCGUGAAAGAAAUAAGAUUAAUAUCGUGAGGGUCGAUGACCCUCGUAUCAGAUAUUAAACUGAUAAGAACAGAUACUACACUUGAUCUUAGCCAAAAGGCCGAGAAAGGU
Marchantia polymorpha subsp. ruderalis is the source of this 830-nucleotide messenger RNA. Lineage: Eukaryota; Viridiplantae; Streptophyta; Marchantiopsida; Marchantiales; Marchantiaceae. The record is from the annotation of a GenBank genome assembly.